Messenger RNA from Homalodisca vitripennis (glassy-winged sharpshooter), 1111 nucleotides. RefSeq names its product rRNA methyltransferase 2, mitochondrial (gene Mrm2). The record is from RefSeq and is a predicted model, not a curated record. Gene Ontology annotation, biological process: RNA methylation. The transcript is spliced from 4 exons. Gene Ontology annotation, molecular function: rRNA (uridine-2'-O-ribose)-methyltransferase activity. Bases 170 to 1018 code for a protein of 282 amino acids. Gene Ontology annotation, cellular component: mitochondrion. Lineage: Eukaryota; Metazoa; Arthropoda; Insecta; Hemiptera; Cicadellidae.
GGAGAAGGUGAAGGAAAGUAAAUAAACUGUGUAGGUGUAGGUUAGGAUUUAAACAUUAUAAAUAAUGUUUAUGUAGGUCUACGUAUAAUUUUGUCGAAUGGAAUUGAUAUACUAAUUGUGUUCAAUGUUUCCUAUUUUAGGAAUUUAAACAUUCUGAAAAGAUUUUAAUAUGAUUUGGUGUAGAUCAAAAAUAAAUAGACUUAAUAAUAAUGGCAUAAAAGUGAUUUUUUGUGUAUACAACAUAAGCACAUCAUCUCAAUUUUUAAAAGAAAGCCUUAAAAAUGCUAGUAACUUCAAAUCUAGUUCUCAAAAAUGGCUUCUUAGACAAAUAAAUGAUAGUUAUGUGAAAAAAGCAAAAGCUGAGCAUUACAGAUGUCGCAGUGCAUUCAAGCUGCUAGAGAUAAAUGAGAAGUACAAGAUACUCAGAUCAGGGCAGACUGUGGUGGAUCUCGGUUGUGCUCCAGGCAGUUGGACUCAAGUGGCUGUGAAAGCAACUAGAGCCAAUGUUCCAGGGUCAAAAUCGUUGGUGGUGGGAAUAGAUCUAUCUCCUAUCCACCCAAUAGAGGGCGCCACACUGCUGAAUGCUCUGGACUUCACAACAGACGGUGCUCGAGCGAGAAUGAUAGCUGCACUCAACGGCAGGCCAGUUAAUGUUGUGCUGAGUGACAUGGCCCCUUCUGCCUCCGGCAUCAAGUCCAUGGACCACUCCAACAUUAUCAAACUUUGCUACUCAGCCCUAACGUUUGCCAAGGAAACUUCUGCACAAGGCGGAUCUCUGGUGAUGAAAGCCUUUGAUGGUAGUGAGAGCAAACAACUGGUGACAGACGCCAAAACUGUCUAUGAGGCUGUGCACAUUAUGAGGCCUCAAGCAUCCAGGAAAGAGUCCAGUGAGAUAUUCUUUGUGUGUCUGAGGUACAAGGGGAUCACACCACCUCAACAAGGAACUGAUGAACACAACAGUGAUAUACAGAAUGUGAUGACACAUGGCAAUGACAGUGGUUCAGAUAGAGGCUUAUAGACCAGCAAGUGCGAUAUUGGGCAGUAAUUUAUUUGAUUGUUGGACUUUUACAUAUCAGGAUAAGCAUUUUCAAUAUAAAUCUGUUGCCCAAUA